AUGUGGAGCGAUGGGCGGCACGCGGCACUGAGACAGAUGACCGACGACGCCAGUACUUGGCCCGUGGACGAUUUACAGGAGGCCCCUAUAAUGACUUUGCCAAGCUAUACACCCAGAAAGACCGCAAAGGAAGAGCAGAAGAAGGUCGCUAAAGGGGAGUAUGGGUCGUCCAAGAUGGUAAGAGGCAUAUUCCAUGGUGGACACAGUGAGGGGCAUCGGGAUAAUCUCCGGGCUAAAUUGGACUCGGGCCAUGGCGGCGAUCGGUUCGAGCCUCUCUUGGCUCUUCAGCUCACUUCGGUUGCCAUUCGUGAUGCCCUACGUUUUACACUCAUAGCCACUCCUUGCUAUCAGGUCCAUUGGAUACGUUAUGCUGGCCGAUGGGCUCCUCGCGUGAUGCAUAGUAGGGAGGUAGAACUGAUGGAGAUGCUCGCGGAAGGUAUAGGGGACCAGAAGGACUACGGGUACGCCUUGGAGGUUGCUUGCCGGGAAGGCCAUCGUGACGGCAUCAUCUUCUUCCUGAGCACGCCUGGUAUGGCCGACUUACUGCGACCGUUCAUGGUCAAGUGCACAGUGUGCGCGGCUGAGGCAUCCAAUGACAACUGCUUCGGUCUCAUGCUGGACCAGCUCACUUCGUCGGAGCUUUCCGAGUUGGCUGAGUCCCAUCCUAAUCUGUACCGCUCUACUGAGCGUCGACGAAGUUCAGUACCGAUAGCGAGGCGGAGGAGGCGGAGCUCCUUGGCGAUCACCCAAGGUGGAGGCCGAGGGUCGGAGCACAGCAAGCUGCUGAGAUUAGCGCGACGGAAAGCUGGGAACGUCGUUCGAGCCUGGCGACUUUAUUUCGACCCGCGGAGUUCCAAUGGGAAACUCGAUUUUGAUACUUUUGUGGUGGCCUGCAAAGAGGCGAACGUCAUUGGAGACUAUGCUAGGGCGUUUCUCGAGGCCCAGGGGAUAGAGCCUCCUCGAGAACAGACGUACCUCCAUCCGAACGGCUGCGUUACUUUUUAUGACUUAUUUGACCACAACCUAGAGGGAACGGCGUUGCGUCCCAGCGAGAUCCUGAUGGCAUUCCGUAGUGCCUUGAACAACGCUGUAAGGAAUUUGGGCCGAGUGAAGGGAUCGAACCCGGCUGAAAGGUGGACAGCACUGUUUGAGACAACGAGCCAUGGCAGGAGGAUACCGAGGGACCACUUCACGCAGGUUUGCGAGAAACGACGGCUGAUGCCGCCCGAGACAGAUCUGAACACGCUCUUUGACUGGCUCGAUGUCGAUCGCGAUGAUCACUUGCUUGAGUCAGACUUCGAGUGGCUUCAUCACAACUUCAAAUUGGUGCAUCAGUGACCCUCUAAGUAGCGGGUGGAGCAUGACACGC
Messenger RNA from Perkinsus marinus ATCC 50983, 1369 nucleotides. RefSeq lists its product as hypothetical. The transcript has 8 exons. Bases 1 to 1338 code for a protein of 445 amino acids. The record is from RefSeq and is a predicted model, not a curated record. Lineage: Eukaryota; Perkinsozoa; Perkinsida; Perkinsidae.